Molecule: messenger RNA, 378 nt
Organism: Lactuca sativa (garden lettuce)
Lineage: Eukaryota; Viridiplantae; Streptophyta; Magnoliopsida; Asterales; Asteraceae
Product: nucleolar protein
Source: RefSeq, a predicted model, not a curated record
AUGGCUCGACCACUUCCUAACCAUGUUCUAACCGGUGCACCACAAGUGAGCCUAGCCAUUGGGUCUGUCUUCUUCUUUUGUGUAUUGACCUUGUUCAUGUGUGCUAGUCAUUCUAAAAAAUGGGUUCAUCGUUUGAAAGCUUGCUACAGUUAUGAUUUUGAAGAACCUGUUAUACAACUCAACAAUGAAAGCAUGAACCAUGUCUUUCAAGAAGAUGAAGAAGAAGAAGAAGAAGAAGAAGAAGAAUCCGUUUGGCAAAAGAAUAUACUCAUGGGCGGAAAGUGUCAACUACCAGAUUUCUCAGGGGUCAUAAUUUACGACUCUGAAGGAAACGUCGUUCCUCCAAAACCAAGACUCCUUGCUCUUACCUGGAAAUAA